UGCCGUUCCUCCCCUCACCCCACCCCCGCCCUCCCCACUCGGCGCUGUAGCGGCUGCUCAGCUGCUGCCAUGGAUCCUGCGGAGCUAGAGAAGAUCCUAAAGGAGCUGCUGCUGCCGGACACCGAACGCAUCCGCCGGGCCACGGAGCAGCUCCAGGCUGCCCUUCGGGACCCUGCUGCCUUGCCUGCGCUUUGCGACCUGUUGGCCUCUGCGACAGACCCACAGAUCCGCCAGUUUGCAGCGGUCCUUACCCGUAGAAGGCUGAGCACCCGCUGGCGACGCUUGGCACCUGAGCAACGCGAGAGCCUCAAGAACCUGGUCCUGACAGCCCUACAGAGAGAGACAGAGCAUUACGUGAGUGUCAGCUUGGCUCAGCUCUCAGCCACCAUUUUUCGAAAGGAAGGCCUGGAAGCCUGGCCUCAGUUCUCGCACCUUCUUCAGCAGAGCACGCACAGCGCCAUCAGCCCUGAGAGAGAGGUGGGGCUUUUGCUGCUGAGUGUGGUAGUGUCUACCCAACCGGAAGCAUUCCACCCCUACCAACGGGAGCUCCUCCAGCUUCUGAUCGAAACUCUGGGUGAAGUAGGCGCCCCUGGCCUGCUCUUCUACUCCCUGCGCACUUUGACUGCCUUGGCCCCCUACCUCAGGCCUGAUGAUGUGCCUCUUGCACGGAUGUUGGUGCCCAAAAUCGUUAUGGCAGUGAGGACUCUGAUCCCCAUAGAUGAGGUAAAGGCCUGUGAGGCCUUGGAAGCCCUGGAUGAGCUGCUGGAGUCAGAUCUGCCUAUUAUCACUCCCCACCUCUCUGAGGUCCUCAUGUUCUGCCUGGAGGUGGCUAAAAAUGUGGCCCUUAGCGACGCACUUCGUGUUCGUAUUCUCUGCUGCCUCAGUUUCUUGGUCAAAGUCAAAAGUAAGGCCUUACUGAAGAACCGCCUCCUGCCUCCCUUGCUGCAUGCCCUUUUCCCAAUUAUGGCUGCUGAGCCACCCAUGGGCCAGUUGGAUCCUGAGGACCAAGAUUCUGAUGACGAUGACUUGGAGAUUGGGCUGAUGGGAGAGACCCCCAAGCAUUUUGCUGUCCAGGUUGUGGACAUGCUGGCACUACAUCUACCCCCUGAGAAGCUCUGUCCCCUUGUGAUGCCCAUGCUGGAAGAAGCCUUACGGAGUGAUUUCCUGUACCAGCGGAAAGCAGGAUUCUUGGUGUUGGCUGUCCUGUCUGAUGGUGCUGGUGACUACAUCAGGCAAAGACUGCUGUCCCCGCUGCUCCAGAUCGUGUGCAAGGGCCUGAGUGACUCCUCACAGAUUGUUCGCAAUGCUGCUUUGUUUGCCCUGGGCCAGUUUUCAGAGAACUUGCAGCCCCAUAUCAGCAACUAUUCUGAGGAAGUGAUGCCGCUACUCCUCACCUACCUGAAGUCAGUGCCCACAGGGAACACACAACACCUGGCCAAGGCCUGCUAUGCCCUGGAGAACUUCGUGGAGAACCUAGGGUCCAAAGUGCAGCCCUACCUUCCGGAACUUAUGGAGUGUAUGCUGCAGCCCCUGAGGAACCCCAGCAAAGCCCGGACCAAGGAGCUAGCCGUGAGCGCCAUAGGGGCCAUUGCCACAGCUGCUCAGGACUCCCUGCUGCCCUACUUCCCCACCGUCAUGGAGCUUAUCCGGGGGUUCCUGCUGACAGGCCACGAGGACCUUCAGCUUGUACAGAUCCAGAGCCUGGAGACCCUGGGAGUGUUGGCCCGAGCGCUGGGAGAGUCCAUGAGGCCCCUGGCUAACGAGUGCUGCCAGCUGGGGCUGGGGCUGUGCAGCCACGUGGAUGACCCUGACUUGCGGCGCUGCACGUACAGCCUGUUUGCAGCCUUAUCAGGGUUGAUGGGAGAGGGCCUGGCACCCUACCUGCCUCAAAUUACCACGCUCAUGCUGAUAUCACUGCGAUCCACCGAGGGCAUUGUGCCUCAGUAUGAUGGGAUCAACUCCUUCCUUCUAUUUGAUGAUGAGAGUGAAGAAGAGGAGGAAGAUGACCUCAUGGAUGACGAUAUGGAAGAUGACGACGAUUCUGAGAUCUCGGGGUACAGUGUGGAGAAUGCCUUCUUCGACGAGAAAGAAGAUACCUGCACUGCCCUGGGGGAGAUCUCUCUGAACACCUGUGUGGCCUUCCUCCCGUACAUGGAUUGCGUCUUCGAUGAAGUGUUCAAACUGCUGGAGUGUCCCCAUGUGAAUGUGCGGAAGGCAGCGCAUGAAGCCCUGGGGCAGUUCUGCUGUGCACUACACAAGGCCCAUCAGAAAAGCUCUUCAGAAGCCGCCAGUGCCGCUCUGCAGCUUGCCUUGGCUCGAGUGAUGCCAUCUUACAUGCAGGCAGUGAAAGGAGAAAGGGAACGCCCAGUGGUGAUGGCCGUGCUGGAGGCCCUGACAGGGGUGCUGCGCACCUGUGGAACUCUCGCAGUGCAGCCCCCAGGACGCCUCAAUGAUCUCUGCAUCGUGCUCAAGACUGUGCUGCAGAAGAAGACAGCCUGUCAGAACGCCGAGGAGGAGGAAGAGGAUGACGAUGAGGACCAGGCAGAGUAUGACGCCAUGUUACUAGAGCAUGCUGGAGAGGCUAUCCCUGCCCUGGCCGCUGCAGCUGGAGGACAGUCCUUUGCGCCUUUUUUUGCCAGUUUCUUGCCAUUAUUGCUGUCUAAGAUGAAACAGAGCUGUACUGCGGCAGAGAAGUCCUUUGCAGUGGGAACGCUGGCAGAGUCCAUUCAAGGUCUGGGUACCGCCUCAGCCCAGUUUGUGUCUCGGCUGUUCCCUAUACUGUUAAACACUGCCCGGGAAGCGGACCCUGAGGUGCGGAGCAAUGCUGUCUUUGGACUGGGUGUACUUGUAGAACAUGGGGGCGGCCCUGCUCAGGAUUACUUCCCUAAGCUAGUGGGCCUCCUCUUGCCCCUCCUGGCAAGGGAGCGACAUGAUCGAGUCCGUGAUAACAUCUGCGGGGCUCUUGCCCGUCUGCUGAUGGCCAGUCCAGCAAGGAAAGCAGAUCCCCAGGUGCUGGCUGCCCUGCUACAUGCCUUGCCACUGAAGGAAGACAUGGAGGAGUGGAUCACUAUGGGUUGCCUCUUCAGCUUCCUGCACCAGAACAGCCCUGACCAGGUUGUAGAUGUGGCUCCUGAGCUCUUCCGCAUCUGUAGCGUGAUUCUGGCAGACGACAGGAUCUUGCCAGACGCCAAGGGAGCACUACUGCAGCUCCUGACGUUCCUGGCCAAAGAGCAUGCUGAAAGCUUCCAUGCAGCCCUGGGCUCACUGCCUGCUGAUAAGGCUCAGGAACUCCAGGCCAUGCUGGGCCUCACUUAGACUAUAGGCUUCAGCUGGGCCAGAGGGCCUGAAGACCACCAGUCAGCCCAGGCCCAGCUCACCUCACCAAAGACUGUAUCGUUGGAAGUCAAUCCUGCUUGCUGUCUUAACAGGGGUGUCUCUGGGGCUGGAUCUAUUCCAAGCAGAGCUGUGACAUCAUACUGUAAUAAAGGCAGCUUGUUUUCUGCUUGGACACUA
Messenger RNA from Myodes glareolus (Bank vole), 3513 nucleotides. RefSeq names its product importin 4 (gene Ipo4). NCBI's taxonomy places the organism in Eukaryota, Metazoa, Chordata, Mammalia, Rodentia, Cricetidae. Gene Ontology annotation, biological process: protein import into nucleus. The record is from RefSeq and is a predicted model, not a curated record. Gene Ontology annotation, molecular function: small GTPase binding.